Messenger RNA from Morus notabilis, 1014 nucleotides. RefSeq lists its product as uncharacterized. NCBI's taxonomy places the organism in Eukaryota, Viridiplantae, Streptophyta, Magnoliopsida, Rosales, Moraceae. The coding region runs from base 70 to 936 and encodes 288 amino acids. The transcript has 3 exons. The record is from RefSeq and is a predicted model, not a curated record.
UGCUCUCUCUCUCUCUCUCUCUCUCUCUCUCUACAUUUUGCAGAGACAACGGAAAAAAAAAGUCCAUCCAUGGUUGAAAUACGCGGCGUAGCGGCGACGAGCCUCGACGACAUGGUUUUCGAAUAUCUAGAAUACGGCGAGGAGUCGUCGCCGGAGAGUAGGUUCAUCUCCGGCGACGAUUGCUACGACGACGACGGAGAGGAGGAGCGGAGUAGUUUCGAUGUCGAAGAGAGCAAGGCGUUUUGGGAUGAGCAAAAGAAACUCCUCCAGGGAUUAUUGUACAGAACGAAUUCGAUCGAAUCGAAGAUUCGACAAGCAACGAAGGAGGUCUUGAAGGACGCGAAAAAUUCCCAAUGCGGAUGCGCGAGAUUCGCGGCGGCGGUGGCGGGCGGCGGUUGCUGGAGCUGCUUGCGGAGAGAGGUUUGCAAUCGGCUGAUCAAUCUCGGCUACGAUUGCGCGAUCUGCAAGUCAAAGUGGCGGAGCUCGUCUAGUAUUCCGUCAGGGGAACACAGUUAUCUGGAGGUUGUGGAUCGAUCGAGUGCGAAGAGAGGGGAAACGAGAGUCGUGAUCGAGCUGAACUUCCGAGCGGAGUUUGAGAUGUCUAGGGCAAGCGAGGAGUACAACUUGUUGAUCGGACAAUUGCCGGAGGUUUUCGUCGGAAAAGCGGAGAGACUGAGAGGGAUGAUAAAGAUCCUGUGCUCGGCGGCGAAGAAGUGCAUGAAGGAGAAGAACAUGCACUUAGGGCCGUGGAGAAAGCACAAGUACAUGCAGGCCAAGUGGCUCGGCAGGUGCGACAGGUCGGCGGCGGCGCCGUUACCAGUCGGGAACUCUGGUCGGACGGCGAAGUCAAAGGCCUCCAUGUUGACCUUUGAUCUCUUGGAGGCUAUGCCCAUCCCUGGUCUGCGUCGCACCGCUGUUGAAGUUAGUGUGAUUUAAUUAUUGAGAAAUAUUGAAGAAAGAGAAAUUUUGCCCACUUUUGGUUUUUUUUUUUUUUUUUUUUUUUUUUUCUUUAAA